AUAUAUUUUGGGUAUUUUCUAUGACAUCCACAAACAAAGCUAGCGUACUCACUCCAAAAGAAGAAUCCUCUUAUAACACCAUCCACGCAACCUAUUUGCCCCCCACAUUACAUAUAUUCCCCACAAUACUCCCAAUUAAAGAACCGAAGGCAUACACUAUGAGUCAACAUUCAACAAAAUGCCAUCAUCCACUAAAUAAAAAUUUGAUUUGAGACAUAGAAUAAAGCAUCCUCCAAAGCUGAAUCUUAUGCAAAGCUUCAAAUUUGCUCACACCUUCCCAAAACUUUUCUCUUCACUCUCUCUCUCCACUUUUUCUUAAUCCUUAAGUCUUCUCUUCAUCAUCUUCUUCUUUCUCUUGUUUUUAUUCUCUUUAAUACCUACAAACAAUAACCCAAAAAACCUUCUUUCUUCUUCAAUGGCAGAUACAAACUACAACUACACCAAAUACCAAACAAUUAAUAACAACCCAAAUAAGUUCUAUUCUCAUUUCCUCUACAAAGCUCUUUUAGUCACUAUCUUUUUAGUCAUUCUUCCACUUUUCCCUUCUCAAGCUCCUGAGUUUAUUAACCACACCCUCAAUACUAGAGGAUGGGAAUUUCUCCAACUCAUUUUUGUUGGUAUAGCCGUCUCUUAUGGUCUUUUUAGCCGAAGAAAUGACGAAACAGAAAAAGACAGCAAUAGUAACAACUCUAACACAAAAUUUGACAAUGCUCAAUCCUAUGUUUCAAAAUUCCUUCAAGUUUCAUCGGUUUUUGACGAUGAAACAGAUACUCCUUCCCGGUCUGAUGGAGUCAGCACUGUCCAAACAUGGAAUAAUCAGUAUUGCAGGAAUGAACCCGUUGUUGUUGUAGAAACAGAGCACUCUGUUCUUGAUAAAGAGCAGAAACAGAGAGUUGCUACUAAUUCAAGAAUUAGUGAAAAAGAAAAACCACUUUUAUUACCUGUUAGAAGCUUAAAAUCGCGGGUUUUAGAUGUAGAUAGAGACGAAAAUGUUAAAGCUUAUCAAGAUUUUGAAGAGAAAUUGAAAGAUAACGUAGUGCUUCCUUCUCCAAUUCCAUGGAGAACAAGAUCUGGAAGAAUGGAAAUCAAAGGAAAAGAAGACGGAGAAGAAACUGAUAAUCCUCCGCUGUAUACUCUGCCUCCUUCCAUGGAAGAAUCUUUCAGAGCCACACCAAACAAGUUUUCGCAUAUAUCAACUGAAACACAAGCAAAAGGUGCAGAGGAUUUUGUCAGGAAGAAAAGCAUUUACAGGUCACCUCCUCCUCCGCCUCCACCACCACCACUGAUUAGAAAAUCGAAGUCAAUGAAAGAGAAUUCUAAUCAGGUUUUUAUAGAGAAAGACUUGAAGCGAAGUUUCACAGGCAAAUUUGGAGAAGGUAGACAAAUGCUAUUUGAUGAAGCACCACCAAAGAAAGAAAAGCAGAGUCGAGAUAGAGUGACAUUUAUGGCACAGCCAAGCUUCAAGGAGUUCCCAAAAGAAGAAAAAGAAGAAUAUGUGGAGAAAAUAGUGAUGGAAUCAGAGGAUGAUGACAUGGAAACCGAAUAUGAAGACGAAGAGGAAGAGGAAAUUGCAGGAAGGGAUUUCGGAUUGACAAAUUCAAAGAAAAAUGAACAAGUUGGUAGUGAUGGAGGACCUGAUGUGGACAAGAAAGCUGAUGAAUUCAUAGCAAAAUUUAGAGAGCAAAUAAGGCUGCAGAGGAUAGAGUCUAUUAAGAGAUCAAGUGGACAAAUAAAUAGAAAGGCUGCUGCUUCUUCUUCUUCUUCUUCUUCAAGGUGAAAAUCAUUUUAGAAAACUUUUGUUUGCUUAAUUUCUCUCAUUUAAAUGGUGAUAUAGUUUUUUUUUUUUUUUAAAAAAUUGGUGUCAAUAAUGUUAGGAGAUAAUUUCACAGUACACAACAAUUUGCUUGCUAUACAAUGGUUUCUUUAUGCUAUAGUCUUUUUAUUAGUAGUAGUAUUA
This is a messenger RNA of Jatropha curcas, 1957 nucleotides long. Its product is annotated as hydroxyproline-rich glycoprotein family protein. NCBI's taxonomy places the organism in Eukaryota, Viridiplantae, Streptophyta, Magnoliopsida, Malpighiales, Euphorbiaceae. The record is from RefSeq and is a predicted model, not a curated record.